AUGGACGGUUCCUGUCUCACCCUUUGGACUCUCGUAGACGCGAGCAGCCAGGCAAUGCAACUGGAGCCUAUCGCGGCAAGAAGGAUACACCGCAGCCUUGCCGUCGAGCCCAUCGAGCUUGUGGCAGAACGGCAAGGAGACGUGCCUCGGGAAGGAGCGAUCCGGUACGGAGAGGGCUUCCGAUUGCGAGCUGCUGGAUGCGGAGCUCUGUACUUAGGCUAUCCGGGCGGCGACGGACUUUGCUGGAAGUCUGGAGAGGCAGAGUCUCCGAAACCACCAGCCGGGACGCGGUUUUCAGCGCAUGGUGGAGAGCUAGGUGCAUCUUUAUGCUUUGGUCGACCAGUGUCGCUGCGAUGGGUGCCAACUCCUCCAGCUUCUGACACGGAAAGUGAUUCAGACGACGACAGGCCUCCAGCCAAGGAGGCAGCGGAGGCAUCAGCAGCCGCACGGCCAUGUCGAGGGUCAGCUCCAGCCGACGGCCUGCUGCCCGAGGCUGCCAAGUAUGCUCAGGAAGGGCUCUACUCUCGCAUGGCAGACAAGGCUGAUUCGGCAGUGCCAGUGGCUUUUCUCCCGCUGUGCAUGGAUGCGCUGAAAUGA
Symbiodinium necroappetens is the source of this 597-nucleotide messenger RNA. The record is from the annotation of a GenBank genome assembly. Lineage: Eukaryota; Dinophyceae; Suessiales; Symbiodiniaceae.